CAGAAAUAAUAAAUUAAUAUUAUUUUAAGUAUGAAUGAAGACAUCUGUUUAUUAUGUUUUGCUGAUAAUGCCAGAGUAGUUUAUGUAAAAAAUCUACGUUUACAAAAUGUAUACGAAGGUCUAUCAAAUGUGAUGACACAAUCUGGCUCCCAGCCGCUGUGCUUCAUUUGUUAUAAGCGGUUGCUUCUAUGUGAGCAGGUGGUCAAACAAAUUCAUGAACUAAGUACUGAACAACAUCAGAGUCAAGAAAUACCACUAGUGCGUCUGUCAGCUAAAAAGGACUAUACUGAAAUACCACCAGAGGACUGUCCCAAGUUUUUUGGGUCUGCCGACGAAACUAAAGAUUAUAUUAGAGCAGAAGAUGUGGAGAUUGUAUUAGAACAUAUUGCUGAGGAGCAGGCAGCGAAUGCGGCAGGCGCUCAAGAUACCAGAAAACGCCAAAUUACAAAUGAUGAGGACAAACCAUACAGCUGCGAAGUCUGUAGCAAAAAAUUUAUAACAAAUGGUAAUUUGAACAGGCACAGAAAGACACAUAUGACUGUCAAACCGUUUAGCUGUGAUAUAUGCAAUAAACAAUUCAACGCAAAUUGUAAUCUAAAAAGACAUAGACGGACACACUUCGAUGAUAAACCAUACGGUUGUAAUAUGUGCAGUAAGAGCUUUUUCGAAAAAGGCGAUUUGGAGAGGCAUAUCAAGUUUCACACGGGUGAGAAACCGUACGCAUGCGAUAUGUGCAGUAAAAAGUUUAUUCGGAAAGGUUUGUUGGACGAACACAAGCAAGUGCACAGUGGUGUAAAAUCCUAUGCCUGUGAUCUAUGUGAUACAAAACUGAGUACAAUAAGUACUUUAAAAGCGCACAAAAGACAACACGCUGCGGUAAAACCAAUGCCUUGUGAUGUAUGCAACAAAAUAUUCUUUACAAAAGCCAAUUUGGAAGGACAUAAGAAAAUUCACACUGAUAACAGAUGCUUCAGUUGUGAUGUUUGUAACAAAAAAGUGACUAGCAAAAGAAAUUUGAGGCGACAUAAAUUGACACAUAUCGGUGUUAAACCUUAUAGUUGUGAUCUUUGUGGUGGGAGGUUCAGUGAUUCGAGUUGUUUAGUAAGACAUACAAAAAAAAUACAUACAGACGACACAUCUAUAUCUUAGCCCCAUUAUACAUUAAAAACUGGGAGAUUUCUAUGGAGAAUGAGAAAUAAAAUUUAAAAGUACUACAGCAGUUAAGGACAGCUCACGAUAGGAGAAUAAAAAAAGGCUAAAGAAGAAUGCUCAAUGCUUAAUCAUUGUGGUGUACUUUUAAAAUAAAAUAUUAAGUAUA
Messenger RNA from Aricia agestis (brown argus), 1318 nucleotides. RefSeq names its product zinc finger protein 724-like. Gene Ontology annotation, molecular function: DNA-binding transcription factor activity, RNA polymerase II-specific; RNA polymerase II cis-regulatory region sequence-specific DNA binding. The record is from RefSeq and is a predicted model, not a curated record. The transcript has 4 exons. NCBI's taxonomy places the organism in Eukaryota, Metazoa, Arthropoda, Insecta, Lepidoptera, Lycaenidae. Bases 31 to 1149 code for a protein of 372 amino acids. Gene Ontology annotation, biological process: regulation of transcription by RNA polymerase II. Gene Ontology annotation, cellular component: nucleus.